Messenger RNA from Annulohypoxylon maeteangense, 1916 nucleotides. RefSeq lists its product as uncharacterized. The transcript has a single exon. The coding region runs from base 360 to 1472 and encodes 370 amino acids. NCBI's taxonomy places the organism in Eukaryota, Fungi, Ascomycota, Sordariomycetes, Xylariales, Hypoxylaceae. The record is from RefSeq and is a predicted model, not a curated record.
ACCACCGCCGCUUCCUACCGGGAAUCGCGACAUAUAAUACAGGGCGACUCCUAGCUAGCUAAUUUAUUUAUUUUGGUCGAAGGAUCUUCGGGCUGAGAAGAGGAGGCCUCGCAACCCAAAGCUAACAUAACUUAGGGCUGCAAGCUCCCAGGCUAUGACUGGGAGGAGUCUUUGUUAGCUUCUGCCAGCAAGGCACAUUCAUAACAACUAUCGGCCUUUGCGGUUUCUAAACUAACUCGGUCGAUUGACGGAUCUACUAUUAAGAGGCGGAUCACUAAAAAAUAAAAAUCUCUGGAUGAAUUCUACACAUUCUACGCAUCGAGGCUGCUAGCAAAAAUCUACGACUUGUGCAGCUGACGAUGGCUUCUCAGCCGGCGAGCUUUCCGCAAUUCUCCAAAUUGCCAUUGGAGUUGCGGGAUAUGAUAUGGGGUUAUGCUCUUCCUGAACCAAGAGUAUUCGAGGUCCUCGAUUCUCCGUCUUCGCAGCAGUCCCAAUCCUCGCCCUCGGGUCGUUUAAUGUUUGCGGAUGUCCGCAACGAACCACCGCCUUCGAUAGCGCGAGUCUGCCGCGAUGCUCGACAAGCCGUCCUGCGCCGUUACAAACCGAUUGCUUUCUCCGGAACGGUCAAGCACCUGGAUCUCCGGCGAGACAUUAUCCUCCUCGAUUCCUAUUUGCAAGUGAAGAGGCUGCUCAAGGUGAUACGACUCUUGAGUCAGAUCGAGCCCAUCCGCCGCAGCGCGACCAGGUUGGCCCUAGGUACGAGUUGGGGUCUACAUACGGGACUGCACCUGCGCAUGUUUCACCGGAGCGUCCAGACGAAACGAAACAUGGCGAGAUUCCUGGAGUACGUAUCGAAGUUUCGGCUCCUUGAAACGAUUAUCUUGGUAGUGUACCAGCGCUCGGCCUUCGGACUCCGGCUCAAGUGUUGCAGCCCCGCUCCGGUUGGACCGGUGCCGGAUCACCGCUAUCACCAACCUCACCAACAUCAUUAUCAUAAUCAACAUCAACAUCACUCACAUUACCAGCAGUAUCAACAACAUCAACACCAGAUUCAGGCUCAGAGUCAGGGCCAAAGGAAUGCGAAUAUGCUUCCAUGGCGUCACUACGAUCUAUACGAGUCAUACCACUUUAACUUCAACGUCAACUUUAACUUCGAAAAUUACUGGCUGCGUCGUCCGUAUCAGAGCAGGCUCGUGCGGUACGAACCAGAAGAUGACAGGGAAAAGGCACAGUCUUCACAAUCGGCGCAAUCCUCGCACCCACUGUCAGCGUUUGCGAGACAUUCAAAACAGUGCGCACCCGAUCCUCAGCCGAGGGGUUACCAAGUGCAUGAUCUGAAGGGCACGUUUGAGGGUUGGCUGAAGAAGCUUCAGGACGACGAGACGAUAGGCCCCGGGCUCAGGGUGCCAGGGCUCGAGACAGCGACGCUAACGUGGAUUUACACGGGCGUGAGGAAUGGUAGAUUUUGCUAAGCAGUAGAACAUAGACGAGACGAUACGGUACAUAUGGGACAGGGCGGGCAUUUGGUAUAUACCUUGAUACACGAUGGAAUAUAUUAUCAUUAUCUGUUACGGCCUGUCUUUUGCACUGCACUACUCAAUUCGGAGCUACCGGACUUGUGGUUUUAGUCGGAAUUAGGAGGACGAAGUCUAGUGCUUGAGUCUAUAUUUCUCGCGCGCUUUGAUGUCGCUACAUCCGUCGACAACUGUCUUACCGACUUUUAACGAAUGCGCAGACAGCACUUGUGCGAUAUCCCUCUUGGUGUUAUUUGAGUUUAAUGGGCCUUAAUUGAGCCUCGUUCUCAUUGUAUCUUACGCCAUACGAAAGUGGUAGUACGAGUGCUCGUAAACCUUCCUCCGGGUAAGACGGCGCGUAGAGUUAUAUAUCAAUUCAAUCAAACUUAAUAUCACACUUCA